AUGGCGACCGUGGCCCGGCUCUUCCAAGAAGCUUGUCGCGCCCGAAGACAUGACCGGGUGCACCACGCAUGCGUCUGCCUUCCUAGACCGACUAGACCGCGCGAGCUCACCGCCACAUUGAAACGAAGACGAUCGCCGUCGACGUCGUACCACCAGAUCUCUGGCCGAAGGCAGCCUGCAAACAUCAGGUCUGCAAGCACGAGCUCCGGGCCGAGUCGUCGCGCCGUCACCGUCACCAGUGACGAUGGCCGGUACAACUGGAGCGAGUUGAGCACCGGCGAGAAAGCGGCCAGAGGGACCCAGCAGACGUUCAACUUCCUGCUCGUCUCGCUCGGCUUGGUGGGGACGAUCACCGUGGCGUACUUCUUGUAUCAGGAACUCCUCGCCCCCUCAUCAUCCACGGUCCAAUUCAACGCCGCAGUCAGCCGGAUUAAAUCCUCUCCAGAAUGCCGCGCCCUGCUUGGCCCUUCCUCGCAGAUACUUGCCUACGGGGAGCCGACCUCGAGUAAGUGGGCUCGUGCUCGUCCCCUUGCGCACUCGACGGAGGUCGACAGACUUGGGACAACGCAUCUCCGGAUGCAUUUCAACGUGGAGGGCAAGGACAGUGGAGUCAGAGGAGUGGUCACCGUGCAUAUGACAAAACCCAAGGAUGGAGACAGGUUGGAAUAUCAACUUCUGAGUUUAUCAGUAAAAGGCCACGAGACGGUGUACUUGGAGAACAAAGCCGCUGAAAGGGGAAUCAAAGGCCAGGCUGCCAAGAUGUUCGGUGUCCAGUGGCGGUAG
Cladophialophora carrionii CBS 160.54 is the source of this 783-nucleotide messenger RNA. RefSeq lists its product as uncharacterized. Bases 1 to 783 code for a protein of 260 amino acids. NCBI's taxonomy places the organism in Eukaryota, Fungi, Ascomycota, Eurotiomycetes, Chaetothyriales, Herpotrichiellaceae. Gene Ontology annotation, biological process: protein import into mitochondrial matrix. The record is from RefSeq and is a predicted model, not a curated record. Gene Ontology annotation, cellular component: TIM23 mitochondrial import inner membrane translocase complex. The transcript is spliced from 2 exons.